UGUUUGCACCACCAGGUCUCUUUGGGUCCCAGAGCAGGUGUGAGUGCUACAGGAGCACAUUUGCCCUCCAUUCAGCUUUUCUGGUGCGGAAGUAUGAUAAAGAACAAUAAGAAACUAAAUUCCCAAGAUGGCUCAACAAAUGCUAUCACAAGUAACAAUGUCAACAAACAGGCCAAUAGCCUGGCUCUCUUCUCCCAACCAAAUGCCCCAAAUAGCUUUUCAUUGUUCUUGGAAAGUUGUGUGCCCCCUGUUGCAUUGAGGCAUUUUGGGAGUCUGCCGCUUUUAGGCCCUGUCUCCCUCCAGCCGGCACAGAUAAAGACUCAGUUGGCACUGCACCAGCUGAAUGCAAUUGCUGGCACAAGCGUCACUCCGCCUGCAAUUGCUUCACCUGCUUUGACCUUGCUCAACUUGCUUAAGGUCACCAUGUCACAUCCAUUAUAUAAUCCCCGUGGAAGGCCGUUCCACAGUGGUCAGAGACCCGUUGUGCCUGGCCAAUAUGGUCUUGGGUCACAGCCUCGAAUGGAUCUGGGGGCAGCCCGUCUUGGCCCAGGUUCCAUAUCCAGUUCUCGCGGAGGAUUGAUGGUCAACCAGCCCUUCUCACUGGGACAACGCCAGUCGCAGAUUUCCCCAGAUCUCGAAGCCGCCAUAGAUCGGAACCUUCGGGGAGCCCGUGAGGAAGUUCGCCUUCUCACUCAAAUGCUCCAGCAACCCAAAAAAGCAGAUCCCCGUAUGAGAGAGGAUGCAAGGGAUGAAGUGAUUUCCUCCGGGAGCGGCUUUUCAGGGACUUCGCGAUCUGAUGAGGUGGACUGGUCCAUAUACCAAUCCCCAGGCAAGCUCUUUGCAUCUUCAGGUUUGGAUCGUCCUUCCAGUUCUUCACAGCUAUUCCAGUCAACGGGAUUUGGUGGAGGAUCAAGUGGUUUGGACAGCCAGCGACCACCAGGACAGCGGCCUUCACGCUACACCUCUGAAAGUGCCAGCAGCAUCCUAGCAAGUUUUGGACUUUCCAAUGAGGACCUAGAACUUCUAAGCCACUAUCCAGAUGAUAAGCUGACCCCUGACAACCUACCGUUUAUUUUACGAGACAUCCGAAUGCGUAAAGCGAAGAGGGACGUUGAUGCGAGAUCUGAAUACAGCAAAGUUAUUGACUAUGGACAUUCUAGUAAAUUUGGCUAUCCUGAGGAGAGCCCGGAUGGCUAUGCAAGUGAACACCUGCCUAAAGAGUCACCAAAGUAUGUGAGGAAGGUCUCUGGACCACCCUUCAGUGGCAUGGACAUCACAAAGCAUCCUCAGCCGUGUCAACCAGCUCCAGGCCCUGUACAAGUUCCAAAGCUUCAGAAACCUCUACUAGUAGAUCCGAGACCCACUAAGAAGAUUCCAGCGAGACCAUCUGCUUCCCAGCCUAUUCUGCCACCUUCCAGUCGACCUCCUUCGCAGAUUCCACCUCAACUUGGUGUUCUUCCUUUGAUGACCAUUAAUACUAUCACCGGAGGUCCGAAUGCUAACUGGAUCCCGUUCCUUUCACCUCCAAUCAGCCUGCCCGCCACGAAGAGGCUUCCAACUCCGACCAUGAUGAACGAUUACUCCGCAGCUACUCCAAGAAUCUUUCCUCAUACAUGCUCUCUAUGUAACAUUGAAUGUAUCCAGAUUAAGGACUGGCUUGAACAUCAGAACACAAAUCUUCACAUUGAGAGUUGUAGACGUCUUAGGCAACUAUAUCCUGACUGGAAUGUUGAGGCUGUCUCUGUUACAAGACCUGAGCCCAAAUCAGACCACAGCAGCUCAAAGCGGCGCACCCGAUCGCACUCGUACUCCAGAUCCCCCAGCCCGAAGCGGCACCAUGACUCCUCAAGCCGUCGUAAACGAUCGCGUUCACGCUCCCACUCCCCCUCCCGAAGCCCUAGAAGGUACCGGCGUUCCAGAAGUCACAGCCGGUCCCCCCAUAGGAAAACUCGAGUCAGUCCUUACAGACGGAGGUCCCGUAGUCCACCAUCUCAACGGUCAAGGUCUCCAGUUUACAGUAGGCGCUCUCCUGUACGCCGUUCAAGCCCCCGUCGGAGCAGCCCCUCCCGUCAGCAGAGAUCUAGCAGUAGUGAACGACUGGCCAUGAAACUCAUGUCUUCAACUGAGCUUUCCUCUAUCACAGACAGUAAUACUUUGAAGGCUGUGGUGAAAUCCUUGGCACCAGCCCUGCUUGCUGAGCUAGCAAAGAAGAAAAGUAGUUCCACUACUUCCUCAUCAAAGGGAUGCAGCAGUAGUUGGAAACGGUCUUCCCCUCCUAAGAGAGCUGAGUACUCCAAGUCAAGCAGAACCUCCACCUCAAAGUCCUCCAGCACUCCAAAGCCAAGAGCCAAGGAUGCCCCUGGCACAUCUUGUUUGUUGAGGCUCAUGCGAAUUCCUUUUGGGACUACAAGCAAAGAACUGACUGAUGCCAUUGAACCUUUUGGCAAGAUUUAUACUGCCAUCCUCCUCAAGGCGAUUAAUGAGGCCUCAGUGUGUAUGGAGAGAGAGGAGGAUGCCAAAGCUUUGCUCAACUGUAAGAACCUGACAAUUCAUGGACAGGUUAUUAAUGUCUGCAUGGAGAAGGAUGCAAGAAAUGAUGAUGGGAGAAAAUCUGUUAAGACCGAAAAACCUGUUAAGAAAAAAGAGGUGACUACAACAAAACCAACCCAAUCAGCAAAAGUAAAGAGUGCAAACCCAGUGAAGGCACCUCAGUCAGCUAAAGCUAAAGAGGCGACAGGUUCUAAGACGUCUCAAUUAACCAAGGGAAAAUCCAGUGUCCCCAAAAAGACUGUACAGACAGCUAAAGCUAAACUCCCUGCUAAAGGUUCAGAGACAGCAGUUGUUGCCAAGAAGUUAGUAAAGAAGGAAAUACCCUGGAGAAAAAAUAUAGUUGAGAUUACGAAUCUUCCAGAGGAAGGGGUUACUGAGGAUGACCUCACCAACCUUGCUAAACCAUAUGGCUUCGUUGCAACUCCUGUCAUAGCAUUCAUUCAACAAAAGGCCUAUCUGCAGAUGCCCAACACAGAGGCAGUUGAAGCAAUGGUGAAGGCCUACUCGGAGACACCAGCUAAAGUGCAAGACAAAGAGAUUACCAUCAAGAUGAUGAUGCAACCUAUCGACCUGAACUACACUGAGUCAGUAUUCAGAGUGCUUGUGGGCAUGGAGAAAUCGCCUGAAAUCAUUACUUUGCCAGAACGCCUUCUCAUUGUUAAUAAUGUGCCAAAAACACUUGGGGCAAUCAAGGAAGUAGAGACCAUAAUUCAACGCUAUGGUGGCUUCAAGAAAGUUUUGCCUCUAAAUGGCAAGAUUAUUUUUGAAAUGGAGAGUGUUGCUAACGCCAGGACUAUCUUCAGUCGCUUCCUCAAGUUUCGUUGUGUGGUCCAGAACAAUACCCUUAACUUCCAACUAGCCAAACCACUCAAGCUAAAAAAGAAGCCAGUAGCAAAAGGAGCAAACCCUCCUGGUACAACAGCAGCGACAAUAAAAAAACGUAAUACCGUCAAAGCCCAGAAGCCAGUGGCUGCAGCAACAGCUUCUGCUGCAUCUACUGCAGAUCCACCUGUCACAAAAGACAAAGCUCCAAAAACAGCUGCUAUUAUUGUGGCUAAAGCAGAGGAAAGUGUUGUUUCAAGCAAAAGUUUGAAAGAAAGUGUUGGUGAAGAAAAGGUGAAUGCUGAUACAGCUGCAACUAAAAUUUCUGCAGUUCCCAAAGACCUUACUGUUGAUGUGUCUGCUAAUGCGGAAACAGCUACUCCUGAGAAUAAAGCAAAGAAGGAUACCCAAGCUGUUAAUGAAACUGUCAUGGAGACCCUUGAGACUGAAACUCUGAAAAAAGAGCAUGAAGCUGGAUCCUCAGUUCCCACGACAGAAUCUGAGAGUGAGAACAAGGAGCUUGAAGUUGAAUCCUCUGUUCACGCUUCGGAAUCUGUCAUUUCAGUUCAAUCUGAGAACAAGCAGCUUGAAACUGGAUCCUCUGUUCCCUCUUCAGAAUCUGCCGUUUCAGCUGAGUCUGGGAAAGCAGAGCUUAAAUUUGAAUCAUCUGUCUCUGCUUCAGAAUCUGCCAUUUCAGUUGAAUCUCCAAACACAGAGCAUGAAUUGGGAUCCUCUGUUCCCGCUACAGAAUCUGGAAAAACAGAGCUUAAAGUUGCAUCCGCUGUUUCCACUUCAGAAUCUGAAGUUUCAGUUGAGUCUGGGAAAACAAAGCCUGAUAUUGCAUCCUCAGCUCCCUCAGGAGAAUCUGCUGUUUCAGUGGAGUCUGCAAAAGCAGAGCAUGAAUUGGCUUCCUUAGAAACUUCCAUUUUAACAGACACAACUGAUCAGACAGGGAUUUCGUUCAAGAUAAAUGAUCAGAAUGUGCUGCAGGCUGAAGAUGUUCCCAAAGAAUUGGUUCCUACAUCUGUGGAAGAAAGCAAAAUUGACAAUGAAAAGUUAGAAGAUGACGAUAAUGUUGAGUCCAAGUCACAAAUGGAGAUUGUUGCUUCAACUGUUAGCAGUGAGGAAACUGCAGAAGAGGCCAUGGAGACCCAGAGUCCAGAAGAACCUACCAAAGGCACUGAUGUCAGAGAGAAAGUUUUGGAAACACAUGAGCUCAAGAUAGAAAAUGAGGGCCAGGGCAAUGACUUGAGACCAACUGAACCUUUAGAGAUGGACAUCAAUCCUCAGUCUAAUAAUCAAACCGAACCUGCUGAAGAGCAUGUCCCUGCAGUUGUUGCAUCUGACUCCAUUCCACCCUUUGAUCCUGCUUCUGACCUACCCUCCACUUCUGAUCAAACUGUCAGUAAUUCUUCUGUCACAGUUACAUGUGCCUCAAACAGUCCUCAAACGGUGCUUGAGCCCUUCCAGAUUGACGACAAUUCUCUGGACUUUCCUCCGGUUACGCAGGAGAUUUUGAAGGCCCUUGAAUUAGCUGUCCAUCAGUGUCGCUUACAGUCUUCAUUAAAACGUGCUGAAGAAGAAGCCAAACAGAAGGCAGAGAUGGAGAAAAAAGCUGCAGAGAAGAAAACCACAAAAGAUCCAUCAAGCUCAAAGAAGCCUGCUCAAGCGACCAAGAAGUCCACUCAAGCUGAGAGCAAAAAGAUUCCGGCCGAGAAAGAGAAAAAGUCUCAGAACUCUGGGUCCAGGAGCAAGCCUGUGGACACCUCAUCCCCAGAGAAAGAGCCAACAUCUAGGCACAGGAGCAGGGGUAAUUCUGAAGAAGAUGGCCCUACCACCAGGCGUGGGGGAUCUUCUGGGUCCUUCUCCUCCCGGAGGAGCAGGCGGAAUUCCAGCCCUCCAUCAAAGCGCUCAAGGGGGCAUGAUGUUGAUCGCAGGAGUCAUAGUAAAAACUCACAGCCUUCAAGGGGUCACUCAAAAACAAGGACAGCUGAAAAGGAAAAAGAGGAGGAACCGUUUCCAUUUAACAUUGAUGAGUUUGUGACCGUUGAUGAAGUCGGGGAUGAUGCAGAGGACACUGCGGUCUCAAAUACUGAGUCUUCAGCCAAGGACGAGAAGAUCCAGGAUAAACCCGAUUCCCACUCCAUAGUCUCUCCUAUUGCAGAGUCUGGUCCAGCUGAUAAACCAAACCAAAUAACUGACACGAUAAUUGCUUCUGAGAUAGGAAAACCAGAAGUUAUUGGAUGUGUGGAUAAAAUGGAAGCCAAGACUGAAGAAACCACACCAGCUGCAGAAGUUGUUGCAUCUCCAAAACCAGAAGAGCAAGAGCUUCAGGAAGAGAGUGCUGAUAAACCGCUUGGAACUGAAAGGAUGGAAACUGCCGUUGUUAAGAACGAGACAACAGAGCCUUGUACUGUAGCAGAAACCGCUUCAGCAGAGAUGGACAACAAUGCUGAGACCCUUUUAACCAUGAAAGAACACCAUGACAUUGGGGCCUUGGAUGAAUUUGAGCCAAGUCAGUCAGUUUCUUCCUCUCCUUCACAGAAGGAAGGCUGUCCACCAACUUCUGCAGAAACUUUAGAGAAAUCAGAAGAUGUCCAUCCCGAGGAGCCUGAAACCUCUGCCCCAGUGAUGGACAAUAAAGAUGAGGCAACUGUAAUCUCUGACAUUCCAUCCCAUGAUGCAAUGGUCACUCUUGAUGAGGUCAGUGAGGGUGAGGAAGAUUUUCUUGAUGAAACAAAUGAAGAACAGCAUUCGAAGGCUGAUGAAGUGCCUGAGACACUUUUAACGGUUGAUGAGGUUGGAGAUGAUGAAACGGGGGGUGAAGAAUACCAGUUGGACAAAGAACUUCAAGGUCUAGUCACAUUGGAUGAGAUUGUUGAUGAAGAGGAGGAGUUUGAUUCAUUCAAUCCUGAGACUCUUGUAACCCUGGAUGAGGCCAAGGGUGACGAUGAGGAGAUUGAGGAAGUGGAGCAUAGUGAAGACAAGCCAAGCACCACAACACCAGUCAUACCAGAGGAGCUGGUGAAAUCACCAAGCCAAGAAGAGGAUGCCUGUGACUUUGAAGAACUCCGCAAGAUGAACUUUGUAACUGUGGACGAAGUAGGGGAGGAGGAAGAGGAACAACCACCCAGUGAAGAUGUCAAAGAGGAGAAACAAGUUAAAAAGAGAGCUACAAGGGCCAAAAAGAGAGCACGCCAGACCCCAGUGAGGAGAUCCACAAGAAGUAAAAGAGGGGCGACAAAGAGUGCUGAAGAAGCAGAGGAGCCCGAGACAAAUGCGGAGUGUGAACCAGAGGCAGCUGCUUCCAUAAGUGAGAGUCCUCCUGCAGCUGUAGAAUCCUUGGUUCUUGAUGUUAAGCCAGAACCGCAAAAGGCUGAAACCUUAAAAGUUCCAGAUUCAUCGGCUGCAGUGGUCACUGCAGAGGUCUCUUCAGGGUCAGAAGAGGACAAGACGAGAGCUAAAGAUGAUGGCAACUCUGCAAAGUCAGAAAGUGAUACUGUUGACACACCAGUCUCUGACAGAAAAUCCACAAUCAAAGAAGAGUCCAAGCAAAGGCGGGAGACGGAGCCGACACAGGAACCAGAGGCUAAGAAGGCCCACUCUCAUUCCCCUGUGAUUGAAGACUUCACCUUGCCCCCGUUUAACCCAGACAAUCCCAUUGGGGUUGACUUUGUGGUGCCCAAGACGGGUUUCUUCUGCAGACUCUGCUCUUUAUUCUAUGGCAAUGAGGAAACUGCUAAGAAAAGUCAUUGUAGUAGCCUAAAGCAUUACCAGAACAUGGAGAAAUACUGCAAGAAGCUCAAGUCUCAAAAGCAGGGUGGCUGCUCAACACAGACAAUGCCCAGUCAUGGUUCUGCUUCUGAAUAGCCCCUAUGAAGAGUUUUUUUCCUUUGUAUUAAUGUUAACAGAUGGGUCCAGUUGUUUUGUUGUAAAGGUUUAUUAUUAUUUUUAUUUUUAUUGUUUAGAAUGAAAUGCAUUGGCUCAUGCUCAAUAAAGAUUACAUAUAAUCAGA
Molecule: messenger RNA, 7387 nt
Organism: Sinocyclocheilus rhinocerous
Lineage: Eukaryota; Metazoa; Chordata; Actinopteri; Cypriniformes; Cyprinidae
Product: zinc finger protein 638-like
Exons: 26
Coding region: 94-7242 (2382 amino acids)
Cellular component (GO): nucleus
Molecular function (GO): RNA binding; zinc ion binding
Source: RefSeq, a predicted model, not a curated record